This is a messenger RNA of Fulmarus glacialis (Northern fulmar), 1342 nucleotides long. Its product is annotated as aminopeptidase Q-like. The record is from RefSeq and is a predicted model, not a curated record. Gene Ontology annotation, biological process: peptide catabolic process; proteolysis. The annotation marks the transcript as partial. Gene Ontology annotation, cellular component: cytoplasm. The transcript has 11 exons. Gene Ontology annotation, molecular function: zinc ion binding; peptide binding; metalloaminopeptidase activity. NCBI's taxonomy places the organism in Eukaryota, Metazoa, Chordata, Aves, Procellariiformes, Procellariidae.
UAUGCUGAUUGCCUCCCAACUGGAACCAACGUAUGCCAGGACAGUUUAUCCAUGUUUUGAUGAACCUGCCAUGAAGGCCACAUUUAAUAUCAGAAUUGUCCAUGACCCAAGCUAUGUGGCUCUUUCCAACAUGCCUGCUAUUGAUGUGUCUGAAAUGAAGGAUGAAAAUGGAAGCCUGUGGACUGUUACCACAUUUAACACUUCGCUGAAAAUGUCAACUUACUUGACUGCUUUUGUGAUUUGUGAUUUUGAUUAUGUCACCAGAACCGAGCGGGGAAAUGAGAUACGUAUUUGGGCUCGGAAAGAGGCAGUUAAAAAUGGGUAUGUUGACUAUGCUUUAAAUAUCACAGGCCCAAUAUUUUCAUUUCUGGAAGACUUACUUAACGUCAGCUACCCUCUGCCAAAGACAGAUCUGGUUGCACUGCCUGAUUUUGGAGCAGGUGCUAUGGAAAACUGGGGGCUAAUGACUUUCCAAGAAUCAUCAUUGAUGUACCUCCCAAGUGAUAAAUUAACAAGCAGAAAGGCAAUGAUUGCCAUAAUUGUGUCACAUGAGCUAGGACACCAGUGGUUUGGAAAUCUGGUUACAAUGAACUGGUGGAAUGAUCUGUGGCUUAAUGAGGGACUGGCAUCUUACUUUGAGUACCUGGGAGCUACCUUUGUUGAACCCAAGCUUUCACUUGAUAAAAUCUUUUAUGAUCAUGUUGUACAACCUGUCUUAAUGGAAGACAAUGAAAUAGGAGUUCGAUCACUGUCCGAGAGUGAAGACAAGAUCAAGGGAUCAUUUUCUCUAAUGUCUCUGUUUGACAGCAUCACGUACAACAAGGGGGCUUCUAUAACCUGGAUGCUUUCUGGUUUCCUGACUGAGAAGUUGUUUAUCAGAGCACUCACUUCGUAUCUGAAAGAAUUUUCCUUCUCAAAUGCUAACCAAGAUGAUCUCUGGACCCACAUACAGAUGGUUGUAGAUGCACAGGAUGAAGUUCAGUUGCCAGCAUCUGUAAAACAAAUAAUGGAUUCCUGGACAUGCCAAAAUGGGUUUCCAGUUUUAACAUUAAAUCUAACCACUGGCACAAUCAGUCAGGAACAAUUUCUUAAUAAAAAGAAUGAAAACAAUACUGAUUCUUACAAUAACACAUGGAUUAUUCCUAUUUCUUGGAUGAGAAAUGGAUCAUCACAACCCUUAAUGUGGCUAGAUAAAAGCAGCAAAAUGUUUCCUGAAAUGCAAGUAUCAGAGUCAGAAUAUGACUGGAUCCUGCUAAAUGUAAAUUUAAGUGGAUACUACAGAGUGAACUAUGAUCAAUUAAACUUAAAAAGAUUAGCAUGCUUGCUUGAAAAUGAUCCAAAG